Striga asiatica is the source of this 411-nucleotide messenger RNA. The record is from the annotation of a GenBank genome assembly. Lineage: Eukaryota; Viridiplantae; Streptophyta; Magnoliopsida; Lamiales; Orobanchaceae.
AUGACUGAUGAUAUCCGAAAACAAGAGAAAGGGGAGUGGAGGGCCAAUCUGAGUAGUGAAAAUGUAGUGAAAGGGAUGGGGGCUACUUCCAUCGACACAGAAGAGGGAAUUGGGGUCACAAAUCAGCGUAGACUUAAUGCAAGCAGUUUUUCAACACCGCACGACCAAGAGUUGGGGAAACUCAGAGCAACAAGGCCGAUCCGUGCACCACACAUCAAAUCAAACUUGGUGAGGAUCGAUGUAAUUGAGAAGAAAGGCAGCCCAAACGAAAACAAGAAGAACGAGCUGACGAAGCAAAACCGGCGCAGGUGCACAAGCGUAUACCACGGGAUGAAUACUGACCGAGGACCUCCUUCGCCCUUGAGAAGGCGCGAUGAUAAUUGCCCACAGAAAGCCUUCCUAGCCAAAUAG